AUGGAGCUGAAGAGAGGGAAGACCUUCAUCAAAUCCAGCCUGCAGAUUGCCCACGAGAGAGCCCCAGAGCCAGCAGCCACUGCUCUAGCAAGGGAGGAUGCAGGCUCCAGUGAGAAGGGCUCCCACACCCGGCCCACUGUCCACGGGUCUGAUGGAUGCCCCAACAAGGAGGUACAGUCGGACUCAGAAGCGGGACCUGUGGCCUCUGGGGCCACCUUCAAACUCGUUCGGAAGAGCAAGACCCAUGAGAGUGUACCUGGGGCUGGCAGGGCAGCCGGCACCUCUGGGCAGCUGGUGGGCAGCGCCAGCUUCCCUGGACCUCCCGGAGGCCAGCGCAUGAUUGACUACCGCCACUUUGUGCCCCAGGUGCCUUUCGUGCCAGCCGUGGCCAAGAGCAUCCCGAGGAAGAGGAUUUCCUUGAAGCGGCCCAAGAAAUGCUUUUGGAACCUGUUCCACAUCCGCAGGAACAAGACGGAGAACGUGGCGGCGCUGGUGGCCAAGGGCAAGAGCCUGUCCUCCCCCAGGGGCCUGUCGCGCGCUGCAGGGCGGCGAGGCACCACUUUGCUGCCCCUGGGCGAGGACCCAGGGCUGGAUGGCCUAUGCCACGACCUGUCGGAUGGCGACCUCCUCCUGGACUCGUCCUUCGACCUCUGCAGGGCGCUGUGUGAGGACGUGGCUUCACUCAAGAGCUUCGACUCACUCACAGGCUGCGGGGAGAUCUUUGCGGACGAGAGCUCUGUGCCGUCCCUGGAGCUGAGUGACAGCCCGGAGAGCCCAGCCCGGGUGUCACAAGCCCCAGAGAGCAAGACUCCUGGAGGCCCCUUCCAGGGUGGGGUGGAGAAGUUGGCAUCACCUGCGCAGAACGAGGUGUCAGACUUUACCAGGUUCUGGGACAGUGUGAAUCGCUCUGUGAGGCAGCAGCAUCGCGCCCUGCUGGGCCCCUGGCUGGCAGGACCGCAGGGCACAGACACUGGUCAGCCCAGGUUAGACACAGCUGAGCUGGCUGAGCUGCCCCUGUGCCCCUGCAGGGACCCGCCCAGUGGCUCCAAAGCCAGCUCCAUAGACACGGGGACGCCCAAGAGCGAGCAGCCGGAAUCCGUGUCCACGAGUGAUGAGGGCUACUACGACUCCUUCUCCCCAGGCCUCGAGGAGGACAAGAAGGAGGCCCCGAGCCCAGGCACACCUGCAGCCACCUUCCCCCGGGACAGCUACAGCGGGGAUGCCCUCUAUGAGCUCUUCUACGACCCCAGCGAGAGCCCUGUCGGCCCGAGCCUGGACGAUGACCUGUGUGUGUCUGAGAGUCUGUCCGGGCCAGCCCUGGGGACGCCACUGUCCAUGUGUAGCUUCCACGUCGGGGCUGAGGAGAACCUGGCUCCAGCACCAGGCCCGGACCUGCUGAGUCAGGGCUUCCUGCAGAGUUCCUGGAAGGGCAAAGAGUGCCUGCUGAAGCUCUGUGACACAGAGCUCGCCAUCACCAUGGGCAUUGUCAACUGGCUCCGCCGGGGCCCCGAGCCCCGCACCCAACACGCCGCUGCCCCUGCCCCUGCUUCUGCUCCUGGGGAGUCUGCACCCCCACUGGGACCCCAGAAAGCUCCCGGGGGACUUGUACAAAAGCAGGAAGGCAGGGCGGACUGGGCCUCUGAGACACGCAGAGCCACAGUGUGCUCGGGACCCAGCAGGCAGGCACUCUGGGUGCAUUCGGGCACCAAGGGCCUGCCUGCUGGAGACAGCACCAGCCUCACAGGGGCCAUGGGGGAGAUGGGCACUCUGCCCAGGGACCCCUUUUUAGAGGAAGGGAGACAGGACCACUCCGAUGGCCGGUUCUCCUCUGUGGGGUCUGUGGCCACAGCAGCAACAACAGACGCUUCUAAUAAAAGCAAGACCCCAGCACCCCCUGCCUGGCCUAGCUUGCAGAAGGAGCCCCAACCACCAGGGAACCUGGGCUGUUCCCAAGACCCCCGCAGGCCAGACCAGGAGGGGAGCACUCUGGAAGCAGAGCCUGUGUUGACAGGCUGUGUGGCCCGGGUGGCAGCCUUGCAAAUUGACGCAGAUAGCCAGUCCCCGGUUGCACAGCCUCUAAGGGAGGCCAUGGGCAGCGGGCUUUUCGGACAGCCCCAGGCCAUGUGCCCUGAGAAUCUGCAGCAGGACCAGCUCAAGAGCUCUCCCAGCAAGGCUGCUGCCCGUGGCCUGCCCUCCCCAGCGAGCCUGCAAGACCAGGGGUGUGCAGACUUCAUCGUGGACCUGAGCCAGUUCACAGUGGAGCCAGUUGGGCUGAGUCCCCGGGCCUGUGCAUCUGUGGAGGACCAGCCCCUGCCACCCAGUGCAGGGGCUGUGGAGCAGGCAGCACAAAGGGAUCAGCUGGACUCUGAGCCCCCGUUGGUCACCGUUGUACAGCAGAACUCCUGGAGCCACUCCCCAGAAAUCCUGGGCCUCACUUUGGAUGGCCAGUGGGAUAGGGGACCCUCUGCAAGUGUCCCCAGAUGUUGCUGCAGCCUCCUGGCCCAUGAGGACCUCCUCAGCAAUCAGCCAGAAGCCGGCGGCCCCCGGCCGGCCAUGGCAGAGCCCCACCUGUAG
This is a messenger RNA of Lepus europaeus (European hare), 2574 nucleotides long. It is a transcript of the gene AMER3, whose product is annotated as APC membrane recruitment protein 3. Gene Ontology annotation, biological process: regulation of canonical Wnt signaling pathway. The record is from RefSeq and is a predicted model, not a curated record. Lineage: Eukaryota; Metazoa; Chordata; Mammalia; Lagomorpha; Leporidae. Gene Ontology annotation, molecular function: beta-catenin binding; phosphatidylinositol-4,5-bisphosphate binding. Gene Ontology annotation, cellular component: plasma membrane. The transcript has a single exon. Bases 1 to 2574 code for a protein of 857 amino acids.